AUGAAGGUGCUCUUUGCUGAGCCACUGUUGCUGGGGCUGUCGCCGUUCGCUCUCCUCGCACUCUCCAUAGCCCUCCCUGUUUCAGUCUCCCGCACAUGUCCCCCCUCUCCCACGCUUCCUCUCCCAGCGACUGCCAAUGAGGAAAUGGCCGUGUUUCAGUCCACUGACCUGAAGGCCCUUUCAUCUUCCCCACCCCCUCUUCCUCCGCCUCUUCAUCCCCGGACCGCCCGCGAGGCCAUGGCGGUUUUUCAGUCUGCUGACCUGCCACCUGUCAUCCACAAGGCAUUCUACACACUGCAGAUCGUGCUGCUGCUGCUCUCAUGCCUGCCUUCACCCGCUCCUCCCCACUUCCCCGCCUGCCCUCCCAGCGACCGCUCCCGAGGCAAUGACAUUCUAUGUAAGGUUGACUCUCCCCAUGGCGUCUCUCUUGGCGCCACUGCUCUCUUCACCCAACCUCUCACUCUCCCGAUCAUCCCAUCACCCCCCUCAUCCCCCUCUUUCCAUCACACCGCAGUUCUACGUGGGGUUGACUCUCCCAAUGGCGUCUCUCUUGGCGCCGCUGCUCUGUGCUCUGCGCUGCCUCGAGCUGACUUCUGA
Closterium sp. Naga37s-1 is the source of this 597-nucleotide messenger RNA. The record is from the annotation of a GenBank genome assembly. NCBI's taxonomy places the organism in Eukaryota, Viridiplantae, Streptophyta, Zygnematophyceae, Desmidiales, Closteriaceae.